CGCCCGCAGCGAGCGGCUGCCGCGGGGCCUCCGCGGAGCCCCCGCGCCGCUCCCGCCGGCGAGCAAGAUGAUGUGCGAGGUGAUGCCAACCAUCAGUGAAGCAGAAGGCCCCCCAGGAGGAAGUGGGAGCCAUGGGUCAGGCUCCCCAUCACAGCCAGAUGCAGACUCCCAUUUUGAACAACUCAUGGUGUCCAUGCUAGAGGAAAGGGAUCGUCUCCUGGACACGCUGAGAGAGACUCAAGAAACACUGGCAUUAACCCAGGGGAAAUUACAUGAGGUGGGACACGAAAGAGACUCUUUGCAGAGACAGCUCAACACUGCGCUUCCACAGGAGUUUGCAGCACUCACGAAAGAACUGAAUGUGUGCAGGGAGCAGCUCCUCGAGAGGGAAGAGGAAAUUGCAGAGCUGAAAGCAGAAAGGAACAACACCAGGCUGCUGCUGGAGCAUUUGGAGUGCCUUGUGUCCAGGCACGAGCGUUCUCUUAGGAUGACAGUGGUAAAGAGACAGGCACAGUCUCCCGCCGGUGUGUCUAGUGAGGUGGAGGUGCUCAAAGCUCUGAAGUCCCUGUUUGAGCACCACAAAGCCCUGGAUGAGAAGGUGCGAGAGCGGCUCCGAGUAGCCCUGGAGAGGUGCAGCUUGUUAGAAGAAGAACUGGGUGCUACACACAAAGAGCUAAUGAUUCUUAAAGAACAGAAUAAUCAGAAAAAAACAGUAACAGAUGGGGUGCUUGACAUCAACCAUGAGCAGGAAAACACACCAAGCACGAAUGGAAAGAGAUCUUCAGAUGGCUCCCUCAGCCACGAGGAAGACCUUGCUAAGGUAAUGGAGCUCCAGGAAGUCAUAGACAAACAGUCAAGAGAGCAGACCCAGAUGAAGGAGCGUCUGGCUGCCCUCUCCAGUCAUGUAGCAGAGCUGGAAGAAGAUCUGGACACAGCCAGAAAGGAUCUCAUCAAGUCUGAAGAAAUGAACACAAAGUUGCAACGAGAUGUCCGAGAAGCGAUGGCCCAGAAGGAAGACAUGGAGGAGAGGAUCACCACCCUUGAGAAGCGUUACCUUGCUGCACAGCGAGAGGCCACUUCAGUACAUGACCUCAAUGACAAACUGGAAAACGAGAUUGCAAAUAAGGAUUCUAUGCACCGGCAGACGGAAGACAAAAACCGUCAGUUACAGGAACGCCUGGAACUGGCAGAGCAGAAGCUGCAGCAGACCCUGCGGAAAGCUGAGACCUUGCCGGAGGUGGAGGCUGAGCUGGCCCAGAGGGUGGCUGCGCUCUCCAAGUCUGACCCUUUGUCUUCUGGGAGCUCUGCCGCUAAGGAAGCUAAACUGUUGGAACUUACUUCCAAGCUUAGGAAGGCUGAGGAGAGACACGGCAACAUUGAGGAGAGGCUACGGCAGAUGGAGGCACAGCUGGAGGAGAAGAAUCAAGAACUGCAGCGGGCCAGACAAAGAGAAAAGAUGAAUGAGGAGCAUAACAAGCGUUUAUCAGACACUGUGGACAAGCUUCUUUCAGAGUCCAAUGAGAGGCUUCAGCUUCACCUGAAGGAGAGAAUGGCUGCUCUGGAAGACAAGAAUUCUUUAUUACGAGAAGUUGAAAAUGCAAAGAAGCAAUUGGAAGAAACACAGCAUGAUAAGGACCAGCUAGUCCUCAACAUUGAAGCGCUGAGGGCCGAACUAGACCAGAUGAGACUGAGAGGCGCCUCACUUCACCAUGGCAGACCCCACCUGGGCAGUGUCCCGGAUUUCCGGUUCCCCGUGGCGGAUGGGCACACGGACGCCUUCAGCACCAGUGCCGUGCUACGGCGCCCCCAGAAAGGCCGGCUGGCGGCUCUGCGGGACGAGCCCUCCAAGGUGCAAACUCUCAAUGAGCAAGAUUGGGAACGAGCCCAGCAGGCCAGCGUCUUGGCAAAUGUGGCCCAGGCGUUCGAGAGUGAUGUGGAUGUGUCUGACGGUGAAGAUGACAGGGACCCUCUGCUGAGCUCGGUGGACUUGCUGUCGCCCAGUGGGCAGGCUGAUGCACAGACACUGGCCAUGAUGCUUCAGGAGCAGCUGGAUGCCAUCAAUAAGGAGAUCAGGUUGAUCCAAGAAGAGAAGGAGAGCACAGAGCAAAGGGCAGAGGAGAUUGAGAGUCGAGUCGGCAGUGGGAGUUUAGACAACCUUGGUCGUUUUAGGUCGAUGAGCUCCAUUCCCCCCUACCCUGCUUCCUCACUUGCCAGCUCCUCCCCUCCAGGAAGCGGCCGCUCCACCCCAAGAAGGGUGCCUCAUAGCCCCGCUCGGGAGGUGGACAGACUGGGCGUCAUGACUCUGUUGCCAGCUUCCAGAGAAGAGGUACGCGAUGACAAGACAACCAUAAAAUGUGAAACUUCUCCCCCCUCCUCCCCGAGGUCCCUGCGCUUAGACAGGCUGCACAAAGGCGCACUCCAUACGGUCAGCCACGAAGACAUCAGGGACCUGCGAAACUCGACAGGCUCCCAGGAUGGCCCCGUGAGCAAUCCCAGCAGUAGUAACAGCAGCCAGGACUCACUCCAUAAAGCCCCGAAGAAGAAGGGCAUCAAGUCCUCUAUUGGCCGCUUGUUUGGCAAGAAGGAAAAGGGCCGGCCUGGACAAAUGGGCAAAGACUCACCAGGACAAGCUGCUCUCUCUGAGACAGAAAACUCAUCUCAAGAUGCCUUAGGGCUCAGCAAAUUGGGAGGCCAGGCUGAGAAAAACCGUAAACUUCAGAAAAAGCACGAGUUGCUGGAGGAAGCCCGAAGGCAAGGCUUGCCUUUUGCUCAGUGGGACGGGCCCACAGUGGUCGUAUGGCUAGAGCUCUGGGUUGGGAUGCCCGCCUGGUAUGUGGCAGCCUGCCGAGCAAAUGUUAAAAGUGGAGCCAUCAUGUCAGCUCUGUCUGACACGGAGAUCCAGCGGGAGAUUGGCAUCAGCAACCCCCUGCACAGGCUGAAGCUCCGCCUGGCCAUCCAGGAGAUCAUGUCGCUGACCAGCCCGUCUGCCCCACCCACAUCCAGGACGACCACAGGAAAUGUCUGGUUAACUCACGAAGAGAUGGAAACGCUCGCAGCCACACCACAAACGACGCUGGCCUAUGGGGACAUGAACCACGAGUGGAUCGGUAACGAGUGGCUGCCCAGCCUUGGGCUCCCCCAGUACCGCAGCUACUUCAUGGAGUGCCUGGUAGACGCCAGGAUGCUGGACCACCUGACCAAGAAAGACCUGCGGGGGCAGCUGAAGAUGGUGGACAGCUUCCACAGAAACAGUUUCCAGUGUGGAAUUAUGUGCCUGAGAAGGUUAAAUUAUGACCGUAAGGAACUGGAAAGAAAAAGAGAAGAGAGUCAGAAUGAAGUAAAAGAUGUGCUUGUCUGGAGCAAUGACCGAGUGGUGCGGUGGAUCCUGUCCAUUGGUCUCAAAGAGUAUGCAAAUAACCUGGUGGAGAGCGGUGUCCACGGUGCCCUGCUGGCCUUGGAUGAGACCUUCGACUUCAGCACACUGGCCCUGUUGCUGCAGAUUCCCACACAGAACACACAGGCUCGAGCGGUCCUGGAAAGAGAGUUUAACAACCUUUUAGUCAUGGGAACUGACAGGAGGUUUGAUGAGGACGACGAUAAGAGCUUCAGGAGGGCGCCUUCCUGGAGGAAAAAGUUCCGACCCAAGGAUAUCCGGGGCCUGGCCGCGGGGUCUGCAGAGACGCUGCCUGCAAACUUCCGGGUGACUUCUUCCAUGUCUUCCCCCUCUAUGCAGCCAAAGAAGAUGCAGAUGGACGGCAGUGUGUCAGCGACACAGAGAUUGGAUUCUGCUACAGUCAGGACUUACUCCUGCUAGAGCUCCUGCCCUGUCGUUUACCCACACUACUUCUACAGGUGACUCUGCAGCAGGACCGCGUUUAACCCAGUGGAGUCUUGUUAUAUGGACCUGAAGAUAUUUUAUUACAGAGUUUUUAAAUUAGUGAAAAAUUCAUGAAUAUCAUAGAGAAAAUAUUUUAGAAUUUAAUGUUUCUUAUAUUUAUGUAAACUUAUGCUCUUCAUUUAUAUAGUUACUUACUUUUUCAUGUAUAUCCAGGCUAUAAAUAUCCUUUUGAAUAAAUUCAUGUUCCUAUAUCUGAUUUUAGUUUUUGGAACGAAUGUACUGUAAUGCUUGUAUGUAUAAAUCCUGUGAACAAAUAGAGGGUUUUUGUAAAUGAUGCAUUCGUUGUGAUUACCACUGUCUGUAAUUUCUUCGUGAUAAACCGUGACGGAGGAAAGAAUUUGGCGGCGUUCAUCGAAUCCUCGGGACCCUGGUGGUGCGUGUUCCCUUUACCCAGCUCUGCAACCACCAUUUCCAAACGAGCAGGCCUCAUUGCAGACAGCGUGGCAGACUUCAAAUGGCUGGCCUGACUGUACUGUUUAUACCAGGCUCUCGGCUUCUCCUGGGACCGUGUUAGUGUCAGAAUGCCAGAGGAAUGCUGGCCUUCCCUCAGCCCUGGAGCAGUGUCACAACUCUAGCUCAUCCCCAAGCCCUGCUUCCCCCUCUCCAGCCCCACCUCUGGACCUGGGUCAUUGGUUCAGAUUAGAGCCCCAGCUGGGGAGUCGCACUCUGGGGAGGGGGAGUGAAGGGUGAAAAGCCUCUCCUUGAGGACCAAUCACGGAGCACUGCACUGUGAUCUCACGGACUUGAGCGCAGAGCAGGGCAGCGAGGCCUGGCCCAACAGCCCGCCCUGCAGCUCUAAUAAAGGCCUUAUUUUUCUUAAUGUAAAUCAUCUUUUUACAUUUGUUUCUAACAUGUUUCAAGAAUGAACCUAGUCAUACAUUUUUAGAUUUUGAUGGUAUAGCCAUUUUGGAUUGUACAAGUAGCAAAUGUAACCUUUACUUUUUAAAUGGCAAAUUAAAAAAGCCAGCAGGAAACGAGUCAGAUCGAGGUGCGUUAUUUAUUAUGCAACUGAUACACAGAGGCAGCAUGCCUUUUUACAUCUGUUCUGCUUUUAAUUCACUUGUAUAAUUCAUUGUUACCAUUCUGUUUUUCUAUUAAUCUUUUGUGAACUUCUCAACUAUGUAACAAAGUAAUGUACAGUCUACUUUUGAACUAUUUUUAUCACAGUAUUAUUUAUUGCUUUCUUUCAAUAAAGUGCUGGAGCAUUUUCCACUGCCA
Molecule: messenger RNA, 5116 nt
Organism: Dipodomys spectabilis (banner-tailed kangaroo rat)
Lineage: Eukaryota; Metazoa; Chordata; Mammalia; Rodentia; Heteromyidae
Gene: Ppfia1
Product: PTPRF interacting protein alpha 1
Exons: 30
Coding region: 68-3814 (1248 amino acids)
Biological process (GO): synapse organization
Cellular component (GO): presynaptic active zone
Molecular function (GO): protein binding
Source: RefSeq, a predicted model, not a curated record